UAAUCUCUUGCCUCUGUUUUUUUAAAUACUAUUGCAAUCCUUAUAUAAAUUGUAAUCAUCAUGCUAAAAGCGGAAAAUGAUCAUCACCAAAAAAUUGGUUCCAAAGGAGACAUUGAUUGGUGUUAAAUAUUCAUAAAUAAUAAUAACAUCAUCUAUAAUAACAUCACCACAGCCACAACAAAACAAGUCAAUCAAAUUGUUAAUCAAAUAUUUAACAAACCUAAAAGGAUAACAACACAGCAAUAACAAUGGAAUCAACAAUUUACUGAGCUCUCUUUUGAUUGCAAUUAACUUUCUCAAUCAAUUUUCACAACCAUGUUUACCUCUUCCUCAUUCUUACAACUUCCUAUUCUUAGAAUUUAUAAUUUUUUUUUCUGUUCUUUGAUCUCUAAAUUGUCACUAUCUCUCUCUUUCUCACAACAAAUUCUCUCCAACUUUGACCUACCCUUUUAGCACAGAAUUUUCUGUCAUCGGACUUGAAAUCAACAAUUUUUUAAUCAACAAAUUCAAAAGCAGGAUGAUGAUUAUGAUGGUAAAUAGUUAAUCGAAACCAAAAAAAAAGUCAAAACAAACUCAAGGAAAGAUGCAAACACCAAACACUAAACACACAAUGUACAUUAAUUCAUGUUAAUUAGACAAGCAAUUCUUAAUUCAAGUCUAAUCUUUAAAUCUAAUACAAAUUGUUGUACUCGAAUCACUUUAACUUUCUCGUCUUAACCUUUAACCCUAACCAGUUGAAUGAACAUGAUGAUAAUGAUAAUUAGUUGUAAACCUUAACCCCCAUUCAGGUAACAACAUUGGAACACAUCAACUAUCACAAUUGGAGAUGAAUUUUUAUCUGCGACCUUUAAUUAACAAUUAACAGCUUUGUUGUGAUACAAUUGAUUAAUUUUUACUCUUUCUCUCUCUCUCUCCAUGUUCAUCUCCCUCUCUUUUUAUUAUCCAAUUCUCUCUCCUCCCACUCUCACUUUCUCAUUUCUCUUUCUCUUCACUGAGAAAGUCUCUCUCUUUCUCUCUUUCUCUCAACAUAUGUUAGGGAUACAGAAAAAAGUCAAAAGAAAAAAAUAAAAACUGUUUUCAAUUUUUCUUUUUCUCUUGUGUUUAUUUUUUUACAAUUCUAAUUGUUGAUGAUUAAAAUCAUGUUUAUCCCCUAAAUUAGAACAACAAUUAAUCCAUAAAAUGGUAAAUAAUCUUCUUCUAUUCAAAGCCAUUUUUUUUAUUCUCUGCUCCUCCUUUUGUUUUUAUCGCCGUUCAAAUUAUGAUUCAUCAACAUCUACAAUACGAUUUACCUUAAUUUUAUUACUCUAAACAUCAUCACCACAAUUAACAUCAUCUACAACUUGAUUACCACCAUAGUCUACCCAUGAAAAUCACAAUUACUCUUUAAUUAUCUUACCAAAAGCGCGUCAGUUUUGUUCUCGCUUCAUCUUCUAUAAAACAAUUAAUUCUAUUAUUUUCUCCAUUUCAAUUCAAUAGUAAAUGGUUGCUACGAGUUGCUGAUUGUUUCUAUAAAUAUUGACGUUUGCUGGUUCAACAUACAAAUGAUUGAACUUACUAUUUGUUUCCAAUACAGAGUAUAAAUUGUCAGGUCAACAAUUGAUUUCUCAUCAUCAUCAGAUUCAACUGAAAUGUUCCAUCUCAUUUGAUUACCUGAGUUUUUUGAGUUAAAUUGGGACGACCAUGGCUCGUUUGGAGACCGUAAAGUGUGGCCGUGAGAAAAUCAAUCAACAAAUGAAGAUCAUGCUAUGGAAAUCAUGGGCUGUUCGUCGUAAUCAUCUUCUAGAAUUUACCUUUGAACUGUUAAUUCCUUUAACAAUAUCGGUCAUUUUUGUUUAUGUUCUCAUAAGACUGGGAACUUUACCCGAUUCAAGUACUUCGUCCCGUGUACCAGCUCAAACUUAUCCCAGUCCCUCUUUCAGUUUUAACCCAAGUGCUUUUAGUUAUUCCAAUAUUUUCUACACACCAGACGAUGAACCCACCGUGCGAUUAAUGAAUAUUAUCGAGACCAAACUGGCCCUUCAAGGUACACUACCGAUAUUUAAAAAUUUCAGCACAACGGAUGAAUUAUACAAUGAGUAUCUUAAGAUGAUCGCCAUCGAUCCAAAUGCAAUCAUUUACGGAGUCAUAUUUGAAAAAGAAAAGGCCAAUUCUCCUGGAUUUACCUACACCAUUAGGUCACGAAUGCCCCAAUGGUUGAAAACAACUUUCUGUGUUAAAACAAAUUCAUAUCCUUGCCCCGAAUCACCUUAUAACGUUUUCUCUAACCUUCAAACUCUCCUUAAUUUGGCUUAUUUGACCGAAAAAUUUCCCGAAAUUGAAUUAAACAUGACCAAAGUGCUCUCAUCUGGUUUGGUCAAUGGAUACCGAUUUCCAUAUCCAUCUCAUACCACCGCAAGUGACAAUCUAUCAGAUUUAACCCCCUGGGUUCGUUUUAGUUUUAUUAUAACUUAUGUUCUGAUUGUUAAACGAAUCACUGCCGAAAAAUCAAAUCAAAUUAGAGAAAUGUAUCGAAUCACUGGACUAAUGGACUGGAUCUAUUGGUUUGUUCACCUUGUAAAUCAUUAUUCCAUCUUUCUGGUUCAAGCGAUAAUUGUUACCGCUUUGUUUACCAUGAAAUUUAUCAAUGGUUACGCUUGUGUUUUUAACUAUUCAUCGCCGUCUCUUGUUUUCUUUAUCAUCGCCUUGUGGGGAUUGAACUUUAUGCUGACCGCUAUGGCUUUGUCCAUUCCCUUUAAUCGUCCCAUCUCCGCAGUGGUUGUUGGUGUCAUCGCUUGGGCACUACAAAUUAUACCCGCUUAUUAUAUUGACCCGGCCACAAAUAAGCUGGUUGAUGUUAUCGAGACAAGAGAGUUGAGGUUUGUUGCUUGUUUCUUGCCAAACAUGGCGUUAACUUUGGCCAUUCGAGUGAUCCAACAGAAAGAGAUCUAUGGUUAUGGUGCCAAUUGGGGUAAUCUAUUUGAACCUGCGUCCGUUUUUGGUGAACUUUCACUUGGUAAGAUACUUAUCAUCUUAUCAGUGACGACCUUCCUGUAUAUACCUUUAAUUUAUUACCUGGAAAAUGUGAUCCCCACCCAAUAUGGUAUCUCGAAACCUUGGCUGUUUCCACUUCACUCUCUGUUCCGUUACAAGCCAAGGAAAAAAGAGAACCAAGAAGAGCCACUAGAUUGGAAUCAUGAUCAUUUUGAACCUUUGGCUCCUUCCGAUGAGAUUAAAAUCUCUAUUCGAAAUGUUCUUAAAGAGUUUGAUGGACAUAAUCCACCAGCGAUUGCAGUUAACAACGUAUCUCUUGAUAUUCCCCAUCGGCAGAUAACCAUGUUACUUGGUGAAAAUGGCGCUGGUAAGACAACUUUAAUGUCCAUCAUUAUUGGACUUAUAUCACCGACCAGUGGGUCAGUUGUUAUUGAUGGUCACGAUAUUCUCGAGGAAACAACUGAUGCUCGUCGAAAUCUUAGUUUCUGUCCACAAGCUAAUGUACUGCAGCCUGAGUUAAGUGUCGAAGGUCAUUUAAUGCUCUAUGGUGCUAUCAAAGGAGUUCCUUGGAAAAAGUUAAAAAUGGAAGUUGAAAGAAUCGCUGAAGAUGUUAAACUAACCGAUUACAAAUCUCUUCGACCUAAUUCACUUUCAGGUGGAAUGAGACGUCGUCUUAAUUUAGGUAUCGCUCUAAUUGGAGAUUCAGAGAUAAUCAUUCUAGAUGAACCAACGGCCGGUUUAGAUCCAGGUUCUCGUCGGGAUGUUUGGAACAUAUUGAAUGAGAUGAAAAGUAGAAAAACGCUCAUAAUGACAACUCAUUUUAUCGAGGAAGCCGAUGCAAUCGGUGAACGAGUUGCCAUCUUACGAAAAGGAAAACUGGCCUGUUUUGGAUCACCCAUGUAUUUGAAAAGGCUUUUUGGAACUGGAUACGAAUUGAGAGUAGCCAAAACGGAGGAAAGUUCAGUCCAAGAUCUGACAACAAUCACACAGAAUCAUUUCCCGGGAGCCAAAUUGAAUUACGCUGUUGAAGGUGAAGUGAUCUAUGCCCUACCUCAAGAAUUGUCCAAUUCCAAUGUUUUCACGGAAUUUUUUGACGAACUUGAGGUUAAAAAAGAUUCUUUAAAAAUCUCUUCAUGGGGAUUGAGCUACACAACAUUGGAAGAAGUUUUCAUUCGAGUAGUCGAAGCGGAAACGGAAGAAACUGAGCAAAACAGUGUUUCAAGUGGAAGCAAUGGUUUAUAUAGAUCAACAUCUAAUCAGCUAAUUAACUCUGAUUUCCCCAACAAUCUACAAGCUCAUUCUUCAAGCAAUCAACAAGUUGACCAAUUGGGUGUCAAAGAUUAUCUUCACCCGAGUUUUUUCGUUACUGGAUGUCAUCUUCUAUUCCAACGGAUGAAAGCACUUUUAAUUAAGCGUUACAAUUACGCUAAACGUUACUGGAAAGUGAUCUUAUUUCAAAUACUCAUUCCCACUCUUAUGUUUGCCUUAAUCAUGAUAUUGGAUCAAAAAAUUGUCGGUAUGGUUUCAUUAUUCAAACAAACGGUACAAUUAAGUUUACAACAUCUUUACGGUUAUACUAAUGCUCUUUACUCAAAUCCAUCGGGUGAUGCCGCUGAUUUUGGUCAAAAGUUUAGCGAAGUGAUGAAAGCUGAAUAUGCAACAGUCGGCUACCUUAAUUCAACAACUUCGGUCGAUGAUUAUAUGUUGCGUCAAGGGGAGAUAUUGUCAAUCAAUCAAUAUAUCCACGAUUACAUAGUGUCCAUGGAAUAUACUGAUCGCGAAUUGAAAAUCUAUUACAAUAAGGAAGCUCUUCAUUCCCUUCCGAUUGCAAUUAAUUUACUAUUCGAUACUGUUUAUCGUAAUAUAACAGCUUCGACCUCACCACCGAUACCAACGAUGAACGGAGGAGGAAAAGCAAGUGAAAUUGGAUCAGGUUCAUUGUUACCUGUUUUCGUAUCAGCGGGUGGCACUUUACAUGAGCCUCUUUUCCGUUUCUCUACUUACAAUUAUCCAUUUCCUUCCAAAGGUGACCUUCUUCAGCCAAUCAUUUCAACCGCUCUUCGACCUCGUCUUUGGAGUGUUUUAGUACAAAUCACGAUGCCCUUUCUAGCUGCUAGUCAUGUUCUGGUUCCCAUCCAGGAAAGAAGCUCAAAAGCCAAACUAUUACAAAUAAUGACCGGACUUCAUCCCAUUUUAUACUGGCUGGCCCAUUUUCUUGUCGACAUGUUGAUUCAUAUUAUUUGUACCUGUUGUAUAUUUGCGGUCAUUUUGCUUCUAGAUUUCCAAAUGAUCUUCCAUGACGAUAUCAAUAUCCAAUUGGCUUUUCUUCUUUCACUGAUUGCAAGCGGAGUUGCUUCCAUUCCUUUGGCAUAUAUUUUCUCAUUUAUUUUUGAUCGUCCAAGUAUUGGUUACUCUUUUCUGGUACUUCUUUUCCUUGUUUUCGGUGUCAUGAUGGCCAUUAUCGAUUUUAUCAUUGAAAGUUUGGUACCUAAAAUAGUUUCGCAUACAUUUAAAAGUGCCUUCGAUUUGAUUAUUAGCUUUUUCCCUCUUCAUGCAAUGACCAGUGCAAUUGUGAAAGCUUUCAGUCUUGCCCUCGAGGCAAAGGUCUGUGGUCAAGUUAUGCCCAAAGUACUUGAAGUUCAAUGUGUCAACGCAACCGUUUCUGACACCGAUAUGACUUAUCGAUGUUGUCCCAAUAUUUGUGAAAAAACUGACGAUUGUUUCAAAUAUCGUGACCCGUUGUCAUGGGAAUACGGAGUUUUACCUGGAUUAACUCAACUGGUCACCGAAGCGGCCAUUUUUAUCGUUAUCCUUUUAAUCCUUGAGUUUUACUAUGAUCGACUUGAAUGGUUAAAUGAUUUAAAAGAUUCCUUGUUGACCCGACUUUCGAUUCAUACCUCGUAUGUUGAUGAAGAUCCCCGUCGACGUAACAUCGAAAGUGAAGACUCCGAUGUGACCGCUGAAAGACAUCGUGUUUACGCUGAGCGAAAUAGAUGUACAAUCGAUCAGGACAUUCUAAGUGUCAUCGAUUUGAAGAAAAAAUAUCGUAAAUUUAGAGCGGUUGAAGGUCUUACCUUUGGUGUCCGUCAAAAUGAAUGUUUCGGACUGUUGGGUAUCAAUGGGGCGGGUAAAUCGACCACAUUUAAAAUGCUGGUCGGUGACAUAUUGCCAAGCCAUGGAUCGGCUUACAUUUGUGAUCUCGAUAUAACCAAAGAUAAACGAAGUUACCAACAGUGUAUCGGUUAUUGUCCACAAUAUGAUGCACUGAUUGACCGUUUAACGGGUCGAGAAAUGUUAUUCCUAUUUGGUAGACUUCGAGGUCUUGAAGAAAAGUGUAUACCAGUUAUAGUUAAUCAAUUAAUUAAUGACGUUGAUUUACAAUUUCAUGCAGAUAAGGUUACCGGUUGUUAUUCGGGUGGAAAUACGAAACUUAGCCUGGCAAUGUCGUUAGUUGGUUCACCGAAAGUUGUUUUCCUUGAUGAACCUUCGGCUGGUGUUGAUGCCGCAAAUAGAAGGCGAAUGUGGAUUCUACUUUCUUCCGUUCGAGAAAGAGGUUGCUGCUUAGUUCUAACUAGUCAUUCGAUGGAAGAAUGUGAAACCCUUUGCUCUCGAAUCGCAAUAAUGGUCAGUGGAGAGUUCAAAUGCUUGGGAAGUUUACAACAUUUGAGACAUAAAUUCGGUCAAGGUUUUAGUCUGUACAUAAAAAUCAAAGUGGACAAAAUAUCGGAUCCCGAUUAUCUUGGACAUUUACGUUCGACCGUUGAAACUACCUUAAAUGCUGAAUUAAAACAGCAUCAUUUUGUUAAUUUAUUUUACCAUAUACCCGAUAAAUCACUUAAAUGGUCUCAACUUUUUAAAACAAUGGAAACAAUUAAGGAAACACAUCAAUUGGAAAAUUUCAUAAUCAGUGAUACUUCAUUGGAACAGAUAUUUUUAGCCUUUUCGAGGAAACAAAUUUCAACCAAUUAAUUGUGCCAAUUAUUUGCUCUUCUCCUGAUCAAAAAUCUACAUCAACACAAUUAAGAAAACUACAAUGAUUAACAACUAAUUGGUCUUCCCAAACUCAUUAAACCAUCGCAUUCAGAACAAUUAACCAAAGCAUCAAAUUCAAAGCCUGUGUGUGAAUAAUCAUAAUCUUAAUCUUUAAAUUUCUCUGUCAGUGUGUUAAUUGUGUGUAAAUUUUAUGAUUGACAAAUGAACAACAAUCAAGAUGAUUAACGAACAAAUCUCCUCUCUGAACAAUUAACUUAUUGGGAGUAUUAUCAGACCAAUCAUUUAAAUAAUUUUCUCUCUUUCCUUUCUAUCACAAUCAACUCAAUUAUCUAAAUUGUUUUCCGUUUCUCUGUUCGUUACAAAUUAACUGUGAUCAUUUUUUUUUCUUCUCCCUGUUACCGAAACCACUGAAAUAUAUAUAUUAUUAUCUUCCUGAUUGUAUCAAGAGAUAAUAAGAAAUAUGAACAAUUAAAAAUAUUUUCACUCUCGAAAA
Messenger RNA from Panonychus citri (citrus red mite), 7456 nucleotides. Its product is annotated as ATP-binding cassette sub-family A member 2-like. Gene Ontology annotation, biological process: transmembrane transport; lipid transport. The record is from RefSeq and is a predicted model, not a curated record. Gene Ontology annotation, molecular function: lipid carrier activity; ABC-type transporter activity; ATP binding. NCBI's taxonomy places the organism in Eukaryota, Metazoa, Arthropoda, Arachnida, Trombidiformes, Tetranychidae. Gene Ontology annotation, cellular component: membrane; intracellular membrane-bounded organelle.